Molecule: messenger RNA, 2143 nt
Organism: Salvia miltiorrhiza (redroot sage)
Lineage: Eukaryota; Viridiplantae; Streptophyta; Magnoliopsida; Lamiales; Lamiaceae
Product: probable E3 ubiquitin-protein ligase EDA40
Exons: 3
Coding region: 478-1983 (501 amino acids)
Source: RefSeq, a predicted model, not a curated record
GAAAAACAAAAUAUUAGUAAGAAAGAUCCCUUUCUUGGAAGUAGAAUAAAUACUAAAGCAGAAACCAAUUCUUGGUUAAAAAACCCAAGAUUUAAUAAUGUGAGAAAUGGUAAAAGCAAUCUAACUCGAUAUGGGAAUUUGGUUAGUGGGAUUGUAUUUAUUAGCAGUAGCAGUCCAAAAAAGUGGAUGAGUAGAGGCCCCUCAACCUCAAUCAUAUCAGUGUAGAAGAAGCCUCUCUUCUCUCUCUCUCUCUGGGCCGCAUUAAACUUAGUGAGAGAGAGAAAGAAGUAGUGUCUGUUGAACUGAGAAAAUUGAGAAUGGCAGGGAAUUUUGCUCAACAUUUUAUUCACUCCACCUUCUGCAAUCUACUUGCGUGAAAAUCUCGGUUCACGCAAACCGUGAAAAGCUGCUGUUUUUUUGUGAGUAUUCACAAUUCUUACCUAUAGUGGUGGCUACAAGAUUUUUGUUGUGGUGGAAAUGGGCGGAGAAGGUGGUGGCGCUUCCCGGAAAUUCAGGAGAGCCGCCAAGAAACUAUUUGUACAGACAUGUGGAUCUUUCUGCCAAAGACAACAAACCCAUGUUGACGCCUCUUCUGCCACUACUAUUUCUUGCGAUUCACCCAAUUAUGCGUGUCCACCGGAAAAUCCGAGCAGGAACAUUUCUUGCAAGAAGAUGACGCCGGAUGCCACUUUAACUACCAGCCCCUCUUCUAAUAAGAGUUUGUGUGCAAUAUGUCUGGAGGCUUUAAACUACAGGUCGGGCAGCAGUCCGGGGCAGGCCAUCUUCACGGCGCAGUGCUCCCACGCCUUCCAUUUCGCCUGCAUUUCCUCCAAUGUCCGCCACGGCAGCGUCACCUGCCCCAUUUGCCGCGCUAACUGGACUCAGCUGCCUCGCAACUUGAAUUCCCGAUGCUCCCUCCACUCCAACAAGGCUGACCCCAUUCUGCAGAUCCUCGAUGACUCCAUCGCCAAUUCUCGUGUCCACAGGCGAUCCUUCCUGCGCUCUGCUCGCUAUGAUGACGACGACCCCAUCGAGCCUCACCACACCACCAACCAGCCUCGUCUCCAUCUCUCUCUCGCCCAUCCCGCCUUCCAUUCCUCCACCUCCUCCUCAAUGGCUGAAUCACCGACCCCACUGCUGUGCUCCUCCCCGAGCAGCAGGGCUUAUCUCCGUGUGAAACUAGCCCACCAGCCUGCAACGGACCUGGUCCUCGUUGCAAGCCCCAACGGCCCACACCUCAGGUUGAUGAAGCAGGCCAUGGCCUUGGUGGUUUUCUCACUCCGGCCCAUGGACCGCCUGGCCAUUGUGACCUACUCCUCUGCUGCUGCACGCGUCUUCCCCCUCAGGCGCAUGACUUCAUACGGGAAGAGGACCGCAUUGCAGGUCAUUGAUCGCCUCUUCUACAUGGGUCAGGCGGACCCGAUGGAGGGGCUCAAGAAAGGGGUGAAGAUACUCGAGGACCGCGUUCACAAGAACACACAAUCUUGUAUCCUGCAUCUAACAGACAGCCCUUCGAGAUCCUACCGUCAGUUUGACAUGGAGGUUGGUGUCACGAUCCACAGGUUUCACGUUGGGUUCGGUUUUGGGGCGUCCAACGGAUUCAUCAUGCACCAGUUCGAGGAAUUCCUGGCUAGGACGCUGGGAGGAGCAGUGAGGGACGUGCAGGUGAGGAUCGAUCAAGGCACGAGGAUCGUUAGGAUUGAGGAGCUGAGGGGGGGCGAGGAGAGGAAUAUACCGAUAUAUCUACCGGAUUAUGGACCCUUGCGUGUGGACUACAGCUACACGGAAGGCGGAGGCGAUGGGGAACGAGUGAGACGAGGGGAGGCCGUGGUGGGCGUGGCAGAGAAAGGAGAUGGGAGUGGCGAUGGAGAUGGAGAUGGGGUGGGCAUAGGUGGAAGGAUGAGCAGUGCUGAGAGCUGGGAUUUUCAUGAUCCUUUCAUGGCUAGAAGAUGGGCUAAACAUUUGCAUGGUUAUAGGCUUUAGAUUCUUCUUUCUUGCAUGCAUUGUAAUUCUACACACACAUGUUUUACUCAUUUCAUUUAAUCUUUUUCUUUAUGAAAAUGUGGUUUAAGUUCAAAUGUAUUCUGGAUUUUUUCAAGAGUGUUAUCAAUUUGAUCAGAUUCGAUCACAUUAUUUAACUAAA